Molecule: messenger RNA, 1553 nt
Organism: Dichomitus squalens LYAD-421 SS1
Lineage: Eukaryota; Fungi; Basidiomycota; Agaricomycetes; Polyporales; Polyporaceae
Exons: 3
Coding region: 32-1465 (477 amino acids)
Source: RefSeq, a predicted model, not a curated record
CGCCCGCUGCGAGGAAGAUCGAUCAAUCACUAUGCUCAUUGACUCUGAGUCUCAGACAUCAUCUAUCUCAAGGACAAAGCCUGAAGAGGAUGCAGAAGAAUGGGAGGACGUUCCGAAUACAGACCUGGCGCGCCAUGACAGUGACAUCUCUGUUGGGCGUCGCGCAAGUUCUGUCAGGCAAUCCACCCCCUCUCGUACGCGGCGUCGCAAGGUCGGGAGAACCGCCUCAGUCUCUCUUGCUCAAGCGCACCCCACGCCGCGUCGCGUAACUACUCAACCCCGACUUCCGACGGCUGCUCCCAGGAAGGCAUUCGAGCUCAACGGUGAUCAGGUGCAAGAUGUCCUCACACACGGCGCAGCCUCCUUCGUGCGCUACUCUGGCUCCAUAUUCACGCAUGCAUUCCAACUGCUCAAGCGGCCUCUCGGAUACCUCGUCUUCCUGUAUCUGCUCGGGCUCCUUCUGGGCUUCCUUUUCGCCAGAUUCCGCGCCGCCUUUGCCCCCAUAUGCUGGAUCCCAGGCAUCUCCAGCAGCGCUCUUUGUCGCAUCCCUGGGAUCCCGGAGAAUGUGUUGAGGUCACCUCAACGAGUGGACUAUCCACGCCUGGUGGAGAUCCAAAGCUCCAGCUUCGAACAGCUGCUCGACGGCGCCAUUGGCGGACCCGCGCUUGGGCUCGAGAUAAAAAAGGCCGAGAUGGCAACCAAGGACCUCAUCACCCUCGUGAAAUACAGCCAGUUGAAGAGCCGCGACAGUCUCGCCGAGUCGCUGUACAACUUCGUGCAAGACGCGAAAAAGACAGGGAAAGGCCUGCAGAAGCUCACAGCUAAGAUCAAUGGCGCUGUUGACAACAUCAUGGCGAUCAACGACUACGCCCUGCACACCAUCGAGGGCGCCCAAGCUCAACCUAACUCCCUCAUGCGCGUCAUCUGGCCCUUCGGCGUCGAGCCGCCCACCCAGGCCGCCGCGCUCGAGGCCUUCCACAAGUCCAUGGAAGUGCAUGCCUCGGAGAUGAAGCGCCUGAUCCUCGAGGUCGAAGUGUCCUCUACAAACCUCGACGCGCUUGAGGAGCACCUCGCGACGCUCCACGACAUCUGCGCGCGCGAGAACCUCUCGAUGAGCUCUGCGCGCGACGCCCUCCUCUCCGACCUCUGGACGAUCCUUGGAGGAAACCGCGAUCGCGUGCGCUCAUUCAAUGCAAACCUCGAGCUCCUGCGCGACCUCGGCGAAUACAGGCGGCGCGCGGCGGCGCACGUUGCGGCUGCGAUGCACACGCUACAGGCGAUGGGGGAGGAUAUGGAAGAUUUGAGAGAGCGAGUCUCUGCGCCUGAGCUCGUGGGCGACGUCGUGCCGGUGGAGGUGCACAUGAAGAGCAUCAGAGCGGGGAUGGACAGGCUGAAGGAGCAAAGGGUCAAGGCGAAGGAGAGGGAGGAGAUGUUGAUGAGCAGGAUUCUCGGAAUCGAGGAAUGAGCCCCUCGCUCGUCCGGAUGAUCGUCAUGUACGUUGUAUGUAUACCUUGUCAGCCGCGUUGCUCUGGACUUCUGCGGAGUAUCUAUUG